AUGCAGGCGGAUAAGGAAAAGAAGAUCAAGAAGAAGAAGGCGAAAGAAGAAGCGCCCGCUGAUGAGGCCCCAGCUGCGGCCCCCGCUGAGAGACAGUCCUCUCGUGGCAGCCGUAAGGCCAAGCGCACUGGAUCCAAUGUCUUCUCUAUGUUCUCACAGAAGCAGGUCGCUGAGUUCAAAGAGGCCUUCCAGCUAAUGGACCACGACAAGGACGGUAUCAUCGGUAAGAACGACCUCCGCGCCACCUUCGACUCCCUCGGCAGGCUCGCCUCCGAGAAGGAACUCGAGGAGAUGGUCGGCGAGGCCCCUGGCCCCAUCAACUUCACUCAGCUGCUCACCCUCUUCGCCAACCGCAUGUCCGGUGGCUCUGACGACGACGACGUAGUCAUCAACGCCUUCAAAACCUUCGACAAGGACGGCAAAAUCGACUCAGAGAACCUCAGACACGCACUCAUGACCUGGGGAGACAAAUUCUCCGCUGACGAAGUCGAUGAAGCGUAUGACCAGAUGGAAAUCGACGACAAAGGCUACAUUGACACCCAGAAGCUCAUCACCAUGCUGACUGCCAGCGCAGAAGAGGAGGAGGGCGGUGAAGCCGCGUAA
This is a messenger RNA of Leptosia nina, 603 nucleotides long. The record is from the annotation of a GenBank genome assembly. NCBI's taxonomy places the organism in Eukaryota, Metazoa, Arthropoda, Insecta, Lepidoptera, Pieridae.